Molecule: messenger RNA, 10820 nt
Organism: Myiozetetes cayanensis
Lineage: Eukaryota; Metazoa; Chordata; Aves; Passeriformes; Tyrannidae
Gene: PLOD2
Product: procollagen-lysine,2-oxoglutarate 5-dioxygenase 2
Exons: 20
Coding region: 7658-9769 (703 amino acids)
Biological process (GO): peptidyl-lysine hydroxylation
Cellular component (GO): endoplasmic reticulum
Molecular function (GO): L-ascorbic acid binding; procollagen-lysine 5-dioxygenase activity; iron ion binding
Source: RefSeq, a predicted model, not a curated record
UCUCAGCAUCCCACCCCCAUCAGAAGGCUGGGAGCUGACCCAAGCUGACCAGAGGGGUAUUUCACACCAUAUGAUGUCAGCUCAGAUAUAAAAGCUAAGAAAAGGAGGAGGAGGAAGCAGGGGCAUUAAUGUUUGCCUUCUGGAGCAACUGCUACAUGUGCUGAAGCCCUGCUUGCCAGGAGGUGGCCAGACAUCUCUUGCUGUAGAAGAAAGAAGAAGAGAAGUAGAAGAAUAAGGGUAUUUUAUUUUACUCUUUGUGCACUCACAAGCUUUCCCUUUUGCUUUAGUAAACUGGCUUAUCUCAACCCGUGAAUGCUCUUCCAUCUUACUUUCUGUCCCCUGUGCAGCUGGGAAGGGGGAGUGAUGGAGUGGCUUGGUGGGCAGCUGGCAUCCAGCCAAGGUCAGCCCACCACAUCUGGUGAUAAAUGUGUUGUCAAGGGUGACUCCUAAGUGUUUCCUCAUUUUGGUUGUUUUGAAACUUAAAGUUCAUAUUUUCAGUGAUGGAAGUUUAGAGGAGACAGGGAAUAUAAAUGUCCAUAUUUGCUUCUGUUUAAUAAUCCUUUAGUAAUUGCUUUGUGCAUGAGUGUGUCCUGAGGCAAGGAAAAACUAGUUAGUUACUCCUCAGUUUCUCCACUUAUCUUUCCUCCUCAUUCAUUCCAUUGUUUUCAUGGAUUUUAAGUCUGCCUGUUGGUGUGAGGGUGCAGGAAAAAUAAACAGAAGAAUUCACUUCAAAAGCAGACACGUGGGAUAGCAAGUCUGUUUCUUAGCAUUUACAGCUUUGUUUACAUGUCCAAGCAAUGGAUAAAGUUUCUCUUUCUUACCCCAGCAUACAGGCAUGUACACAGAACAGUUCUUGGAACCCAGCUAUGGGGAGAGGACCUUGACAGGAGUUUCAGUUGUACUCUAGUUCUGCUCAAGAUUCUUUUAGUCCAAUAUUUUAAAUUUACUGAUUGUUCCUGAUCAGUCAGAAAGCAGAGGAAAAGAGAAGUGCCAUUGCUGCUGUGUACCUUGAUGCUGGAAGAAUUGUACAAACUGGAGACAACAGUUCAGACUGUUCUGAAAGCCUUUAAAAUUGUAUAUUGUGCCUUUUAAAAGUUAGCUUCUGGGUCUAAAGCUCCUUGUAUGUGGAAUUGCUGGAGGUGCAUUUUUGGUUCAUCAGCACUAUUCUUAGGGAAUUAAUUUAUUAUUAUUAUUUUGAAAAAAAAGUGUGCUUUAAUAACCAGCUGUUAAGGAGAUAUCAGAAAUUCAAUGUUACUAAACUCUUCUAGAAGUCUGUGAUUGCUUGAGUAAGGCAUAGAAGCUACUUAUGUUAGAAACCAGAGUAAAAGAGCCAGGACCAGCCCUGUCCUCUAGGGAUUCUCAUGGGUAAGUGCACCUUUAUCAGCCCUGCAAGGGGUGACACAACUCUAGUCCUGCCUGGAGCUCUGAAGGCCCAGGCUCAAGCACACUGGAGAGCUGACUCCAGCAGGGAGCAGAGUUCCUCAAAUAAAUAUUCCGUAAAGAUUGGUUUGGAGAUACUUGAAAAUACCUGUUUGCUUCCAUGGCGAGUGCUGCAUAGAGUUUAAAUUUAGUUUGCAUUGGAAUGAGGUCUGUGGCUGUUUGACAACAGGAUGGAAUAAUAUUUUGCAAGUAAGCAAAACAGGGAUCCCUUUGCCCGUGGUAAAAAGGAUCUUGGCAUCAUAAAUUCAUCCACUGACAAUCAACUGGGGUGUGUAUGCAAAUUUAAGUAAGGUAUUAGGAGCUUGGGCUAAUACAGCAUAACCAGGAGACUGUAUUUUUAUUCCCACAAGUAAUUAAAAUUUUUUUGUUCAAAUGUUGUUCUUAGAUACUCAGCAUAAGAUCUGGAAACACCAUUGUCUCAACAAUCUUGCAUACAAAAUUACAAAGAAAAAUUCCCAUACAUCUCUGUAGAGCAGUAAGGGAAGAAUGUGAGAAAGCAAAUGGUUAAGAAUGAUCAACUUCAGGUCAAGAUGUGGAGGAAAAAAAUCUUUCAACUCUCACAUCUUAAGGCGAGUUUCAAUUUGCAGACAGUAACAAUUCUGUGAAGUACAAUCAAAGCAAAGAUAUCUGUGCUUAAAACAGGUUUCUCAAACACAGUGAAACCCAACAAUGAAGUUGUGCUGUUGCCAUUUCGAUUUUUGGAUUUUAUGCUGCUCGAGUCUAGUGGUCAAAUUACUCCAGCUUGUUCCUUUACCACAUAUUUAGGAAAAUUAGUAAAUAAGGUGAAGAAUUAGAUAGCCCAAGAGAACAAGUAUGUUCUUACUCCAGCUGAGGACUAAGAAGUGGAAGCUAAGCAUCCUAGAUUUGCCAGAAUUGUGGUAAGAAGAGGAAAGAAGUUCUGCAGCCUCAGAUCAUAAAGGGACAGAGAGAGCAUUGAACCAGAGGAACUUUCCAUUGGUUGAGUAACUGGAUAACUGAUACUGGUCACACACCUCAUAAACUUUUGUCUUGUGAAACAGUUCACAGUCUCUUAUGAAGGUAAAAGUAUUGCAUGGGAAGUCCUAACUAAAACUAUCAAUGGGUAACUCUUUAGUUAAACAAACAGUAUCUUAUCCCCUUAAUACUCUUAUUUUUUUUUCUAUUGCUAUUUAAUUGAAAAAUGCUUAAUCCUUAAAUUUUACAAGAACUUCUGGAGACUUUCUCAUUUCUGAAACUGAUUGUGCUAAAUGCAGAAUAAAUAAUUCUUUGAGCCGUCUUUUCUUCAUUUUGAAAGAACCCAUAACAGCACCCAUAUUUAAUAAAUCACCAGACUAGAAUGCUCCACUCUUCAUCCAUCAGGCUAUAAGCAAUAGAGUGAUUUACUCCCCAUCCAUAAAUCCAGCAUUAGAAGACUUUCAGCAUGCUGCCUGUUAUUCAGUAGCAUCUCAGUGAGAUGGAGCUGUUACAUAAAACCUUUACAGAGUGAGAUUUGCAGAUGGAUUUCUGUAGUUUGGUUAAUGAACUUUCCAUCUGUAUCACCCCUGUAAGUUUUUACUUUCCAGCUGAGCAGGAGAUGCAGUCACUUAAUGAAACCCCAGGGUCUAUAUAGCACAGAAAGACAAUUUAAUUUAUAUGAUGUUUCUCAGUAAAAAAGCAUAGUUAAUUCUGAUUCCCAGAAACCAAAAUUAUAAGUGCAAACAAAAAAAAGUAAUUUACUCCUUUAGUCAUAAUCAAGAUUGGCUUUUUGCUGAUUGAGGACGAGAGAAUAAUCUUGCUCAAUGAGAAAGAGAAGGAGCAUUGUUUUAAAGUGCAUUUUACAAUAGUUGGUCUUUUUAGAACAUUUUAAUUCAUAUUUGUAAUGAUCAUCAUAAGGUCUCCUUGGGUGCUUUUGUUGACCCAAGGGCAGCCCUUACAACCCUCACAUACUUCAUGAUGGUUUUACUAACAAGAAUAACUUUGACCAGAAGCUGAGAGUGGGAGCAAGACUGCACAAAAAAGGUGAGUCAGGGAAGGAGAAAGCAGCUGUUCUUCCUAAACUGAAUUUAGCUCAUUUACUGUAGGUGCAGGGGUAACUCAUUGGAAAUAUGAGUGAUAAUAAAGAAAAUCAAAUCUUUGUUCAAGGGAAUUUAUUGAAAAAUAGCAUGGCUGAAGUGUUUGACUACUAAUGGGCAUUGGAUGAUAUGGAUAGCUAUAAUUUGUGACAGGAAUGCUUACAAAACUGGUAAAUGGUGAAGGUAAAAGCAUGAUGCAGGGAGGAAGCUGUGGAACCAGAGGAACUUGCAGGUAAGGGAACCUCUUAUGAUCAGGGCAAGGAAACAGGUGCAGGUUGCAUGGAGGGGAAACCACCACUGCACCACAGGAUGAAGAAGCCACGUCAAGCAAGAAGCAAUUAUGUGACUUGAUCUUAAAAUCAGCGAGACAGGAGAUAAAAAAGGUGUAAGAGUGACACAGAAAACAGCAAGAGGUCAGAGGGAGAAAAUAAUGAAGAAAAAAGCUCUCUCAGGGUGGAUGGAAGAGCCCAGCUAGUGGACAAUACAGGGCUUUAUGUGUUCUUUCAUUAUAUAUGUGCUUAUGCUUAUAUGUGCUUAUGUACUGAUCAGAUUGCUCUAGGGCUCCCUGUCACCAUUCACAGGGAGACUUCCAUACAUUCCUGGUUUUGUUCUGGAGAGAAUUUAUCUUCUGUUCUAUAGGUACAUUUGACCUAUCCCUUGGUUCCAGUUUAUUUACAUUUUUUUCCUGAUAAUGCUUUAUUAACGACACUGUUACUAAAGACAGCAGUGAUGAUUAAGGAUACACGAGAGCACUGCAGCACACCAAAGAGGGAGAAGAGAUGAGAAUGGGGAUAUAGAAUGACUGUGUCUCCUAUUUUUCGAUGGGUGGCAGUGUUAGCACAGAAAUUAAUUUUUCACUGCUUAAAACCUGGCAGUGAGAUCCACAGGCGGUUUGCUUAGAUGUCAUUCUGAUUUUCUUAGUGGAAGAAUUUCAGAUUACACUAUCUCCAAAGUAUGUAUUCCCUACAUGAGUGUGGAAAGCUCGAUCUGUCUUUCCCACCCAAGCAGCAAAAUCCUGAGCUUCAGAUGCAAUUAUGCACCACUAGGAAAAUUACAAAACUGUGCAUGAAAGUAUGUUGAACCAUGAUUGAUUUAGAAUAAUACUUAGACAAAAUACUGUGUAAUGUCCUUAAACUUGCAUUAGGCUUGGGAGAUGGUAUAAUUUGGAAUUGGACUGUGAUUUCUGACAGAAUUUACUACUGAAAGCAAAAAGUUGUUAAUAUAUCACAGCAGGGUACAUCAAAGCAAACAGGCUGAUUUCAUUGCUGCUUUAGUGUCACUGCUUUAUGUCUGAGGUGCAUUUAGCCCCCUAGACCUGAGACAGGACCGUGCUGCAGGGCAGUGGAGGAGAGGGACAGGAGACCUGUGCCAGGCAGGCUCAGGAAUCUGCUCCAGGUUUCCCCCCAGGGUUUGGUUGUGUUUUGGCUCUUUUUUUUUUUUUUUUUCUCUGUUAAAUUUAAACUUGCUGCUCAUGCCUCAGCUGGUUUAACCUUUAGCUGACCUAGUUACUGAACCCGGGCAGCUGGUGGCAUCUGAGGAAGUCAGUGUUUCUCCUUUGUUGCUCGCCUUUUACCGAGCAGACACGCAGACACGGGUGGGAAGCUGAGCAGCACAGAGGGGAGCCUGCCCUGGUCCCGUACACACCAGGACCCUGGAAGCAGAGAAGGGAGGGUGAGCUAGUGCAGUGCAGGUGCUGAUGGUCCUGCUGCCUUCUGGCUGGGAGCCUCUUCUUCCUUGAUUCACGUGCUGCAGGGAGGGAGCGGCACAGAGAUGUUCAGCAACGGGAAAAUUCCUGUGCAGCCCUACAUCACAGCUUCAAGGAGCAUGGACAGAUGUGUAUUCCAGAGGUAAGUGUUCCAGUACUGCAGCGCUGCCAUGGCACUGCCUGUGGAGCUGGAGUCAGCACUGGCAGGGUGGUGCUGGCACUGGGGUGGUGCUGGCACUGGGGUGGUGCUGGCACUGGGGUGGUGCAGUGAAGGGGGCACAGGGCCCCAGGAGGGAGCAGUGGGCAGCAAAUGCCGUAUGGAAACUCCUGAACAAACCAGCGAGGCUGAGUUUUGUGGUGAAGGCUGUAAUUAAAGCUAUUCAUAGGAGGAGAAGUAUAAACAAAAGGUAACUUGCUAAUUUAAAUGACCCAGUUCUACGUGUUGACCCUGAAGACACUAAGGAGUUUGGGUCUGCCUUGACUUGGUGGCUGACAGCAGUGCUUUGCUGGUGUUAUGUGUGACCUGCACCUCAGUGCAGUCGUGUUUUGUAACAGGUUCUGGCUGCACGUUCCUGCUCUGAAGUAUAGUCCCUCUUGUGUAGGUGUACAGUUCCUCCUGAGUGCUGGGAUUUUUUUUGGCACAGUUUGAACAGCACAGCUUCCCAAGGUAUCUGACCUUGCCCAAGCACUGCUCUGUGCUGGUCCACUUUGUGUACCCUGCUGUACAACUGAGUUGUCAUACACAUCACUGAGGAACUCUCUCCAGCAGUCUGUACAGGCUGUAAGGUGCUCCUUCAGUUAUUUAGGAAUCUUUCCCAACCCCAGCUCGGGUUCUGUCUCACUGUGGCUCUCUCCAGCGUUUGGUAUUACAAGGAACAACACUUGCCCUUGGGAAUUUGAACAAAAUCAAUCCUGAUACUUUAAGGGCUGUGUAUGUUUGCCAAAGACCUACACAUGAGCACCUAAACCCUGUCUUUUUCUACUCGUGCAGCCAGUCCUGUUUUCUAACUGGCAUAAAAUUGUUUUUAAUCCCACUGGCUAUGGGUGUACAAUGGAACCAAGGCACACUGCUUUGUUGUGUUGGCAGAUGUCUCAUUUUUCUAAGGAGAGAAUUUGUGGCUCCUGGAAAAUACAGGUCUUUCAGCAGACUGAGGCUGAGCUUGCUGACACUCUGUUUGUGUCCAUAUUCUGCUUGUUGCCAGAUGGGGACAGAAAAGAAAUACAAGCAAAGCUGUUCAGCACAGACAAGGACUCACUGUGCCCUCUCCUUUCCACUGGACAAACUCUGGAAAGGCUAUGAGAGGUAGUAAGCUAGUAUUAAAAUGCACCAAGAACUAAAGCCAGCCAUUGAAAUGAACAAGAAUGUACCUCUGUGUUGCAGAAAAUAUGGGAAGGAAAAAAAAAAAAAAGAAAAAUACUAUUUAGUUAAUGUUGCAAUAGUAGAGAAGAGUGCAAGACAGAGAAAGGUAAAAUCCCUGUUGAAUAAAUCAACUAAAUUUAUGAGCAUUGUUUGUGCUUCAUUUAUGGUGUUCAACUUUUUAACCAAUAAGUUUAGCUGAAGGAAAUAUUUGUGCAAAAGUGCAUAUUGAAGAAAAGGAAUGGAAAAUAAAUUUUAAAAACGUCGGUGGUUAUGUAUGCUCUAAGGAAGCUACUGCAAUGUGGUGCCAGAGUAAAACAGCAACUAAUCAGUGCCUCUUAAGCUGCAAAUAUGAAAUCUUCACAGCAAAUUGUUUUUCCUGGAGAUUUGCACUUCAGUAAUUAUGCGGUGAAAUUUAGCAAAAGCUUUCACUAUCAGAUAAACUCAAGCCACAUUUGCAGACAGAAGUAUGCACAAGUCAAGUUUUUAUCUUUUCAGAAAGAUGUAAUGAGGUGUAAACAUCUACAAAAUAUGUUUGACUUCCAAAUCCUUUGAGCUACAGCUCUGCAAAGUCAAAGGCAAUCAGCUACCUGGUGCAGAGGGCACCUAACACCACGUAAUCCCUGCAUCUCAGCUCAGAUCCAACCAGAGCUGGAUUCCUAUCCAGGUACAGAUAAGGUGAUUCUUGGUUAAUGCACAUUUAUGAUUAGAAUUUGACCAUUUAGAAAUGCAAUUAUAGCUGCUGACAGUGGGGAAAAAGCAAGAGGAGGGGAGCUAAAAAUAUCAGCAUAAUCAAACCACAGCCUGGAGCGACUGGAUAAGAGAGCAUGAUGAGGGCUUUCCUGGAGAUGUGCUUUGGUGCUGCCAGAUUACAGGUAAAAAUUGUAAAACUAUUGCAAUUCUUGAAACUUCAUUGCUCCCCUGAGACCAUUACCUUCUGCCCCAGAUAGCUCCUGAGCUAUCUUCCUGCAAUUCAUAUUGAUUUGAGGUUUUUUUGUUGGUCUAGGAGGAAGAACAAGGCUUGUCCACGCAGCCUGCAACUGAUGCUGUCUGUCCUUUUGCUGCUGAGAUAAACUGCUGGUCUUUACUGUAGCCACUAAAGAGACCGACGGCUUUCACCGCUUCAUGCGAACUGCAAAGCACUUCAACUACACAGUGGAGGUUCUUGGAAAAGGUGAAGAGUGGAAAGGGGGAGAGCUGCCCAACUCUAUUGGUGGAGGGCAGAAGGUUCGACUGCUGAAAGAAGGCAUAGAGCGCUAUGCUGCUCAGGAGGACCUGGUUGUGUUGUUUGUUGAGUGCUAUGAUGUUAUCUUUGCAGGGGGCCCUGAAGAGCUCCUAAAGAAAUUUCAGGAAACUAAUCAUAAAGUGGUGUUUGCAGCAGAUGGACUAAUUUGGCCAGACAAAAGGCUAGCUGACAAGUAUCCUGUUGUCCGGAGUGGGAAACGAUUCCUGAACUCAGGAGGAUUUAUUGGUUAUGCUCCAUCUAUAAAUCGUAUCGUGCAGCAAUGGAAUCUGCAGGAUAAUGAUGAUGACCAGCUGUUCUACACCAAAAUCUAUGUUGACCCACUGGCAAGGGAACGCAUUAACAUCACUUUGGACCACAAGUGUACAAUUUUCCAGACCCUAAAUGGAGCUGUUGAUGAAGUCCUUUUGAAAUUUGAAGAAGGCAGAGUAAGAGCAAGGAAUUCAGUGUAUGACACACUACCAGUCACCAUUCAUGGAAAUGGUCCAACUAAAAUUCACUUGAAUUAUUUGGGAAACUACAUUCCUAAUGCUUGGACACGGGAAACUGGCUGCAGUGUUUGUGAUUUAGACUUACUGGACCUGUCAACAGUAACGGAAUAUCCAAGAGUAAAAAUUGGUGUUUUCAUUGAACAACCAACUCCUUUCCUACCUAAAUUUUUAGACAGACUGUUGACUCUGGACUACCCACGGGAGGCACUCAGUAUCUUCGUUCACAAUAACGAGGUUUACCACGAAAAGCACAUCAAGAAAUUCUGGGAAAAAGCCAAGAAUGUUAUCAAAAGUAUAAAAAUUGUUGGACCUGAAGAAAAUCUGAGUCAAGCAGAAGCCCGAAACAUGGGAAUGGACCUUUGUCGCCAGGAUAAAGCAUGUGAAUAUUACUUAAGCAUCGAUGCAGAUGUUGUGCUGACAAACCCAAAAACUUUGAGAAUACUGAUAGAACAGAACAGGAAGAUAAUUGCUCCGCUCGUGACUCGGCAUGGGAAGCUUUGGUCCAAUUUCUGGGGUGCUUUGAGCCCAGAUGGCUACUAUGCCAGAUCAGAAGAUUAUGUUGAUAUUGUCCAGGGGAACAGAGUAGGAGUAUGGAAUAUCCCUUACAUGGCUAAUAUAUACUUAAUUAAGGGAGAAACUCUCAGGUCAGAGAUGAAAGAAAAGAACUACUUCCUGCGUGAUAAGCUGGAUCCUGACAUGGCACUCUGCAGGAAUGCCAGGGAAAUGACUUUACAAAGGGAAAAAGACUCCCCUUCUUCGGAAACAUUCCAUAUGCUCAGACCCCCAAAGGGUGUUUUCAUGUACAUUACCAACAGACAUGAAUUUGGAAGACUUCUUUCUACAGCCAAUUACAACACCUCCCACUACAACAAUGACCUCUGGCAGAUAUUUGAAAAUCCUGUGGACUGGAAGGAAACUUAUAUAAAUCCAAACUACUCAAAGAUCUUCACUGAUAAUAUAGUAGAACAGCCAUGCCCAGAUGUGUUUUGGUUUCCCAUAUUUUCUGAUGCUGCCUGUGACGAACUGGUAGAAGAAAUGGAACAUUUUGGACAAUGGUCUGGUGGAAAACACCAAGACAGCCGCAUUUCUGGAGGUUAUGAAAAUGUCCCAACUGAUGACAUUCAUAUGAAGCAAAUCGGACUGGAUAAUGAGUGGCUGCAUUUCAUAAGAGAGUUCAUUGCACCAGUAACGCUGAAAGUGUUUGCUGGCUACUAUACCAAGGGGUAUGCUUUACUGAACUUUGUUGUGAAAUACAGCCCUGACAGACAACGAUCCCUCAGACCUCAUCAUGAUUCCUCCACAUUCACAAUCAACAUCGCUCUCAACAAAGUAGGAGAGGACUUUCAAGGAGGUGGAUGUAAAUUUCUUAGGUACAACUGCUCCAUUGAGUCUCCCAGGAAAGGAUGGAGUUUCAUGCACCCAGGAAGACUUACACAUUUACACGAAGGACUUCCUAUCUUGAAUGGCACAAGAUACAUUGCAGUAUCAUUUAUUGAUCCUUAAUUUUUUUUUUUUUGCCCUCUUCAACAGCAGUGUUCUUUACACAAACAUUUAUUUAUAGAUUUCUUCUGGAAGAUGGUGAUAAAGGAAACUUUAAGUUCCUGUUCCUACACAACAAAGGUACUUUGGGCUAAAAGAAUGAAAACCGGAAAAUGUUCUGGUAUUGUCGAAGAAUCCUCGAUGUCUGCUCUGAGCCUUCAGUCACAAAUAAACAUGUCCUGCUUGUUUUUCCAUUCUGCUGUCCUAAAGAGUAGGUAAGGAGGGAAAAUGGAAAAGCAUAGUGAACCCUUUUCUUCGUUGGAAAAAAACCAAACCCAAACAACUCUAGAUAGAAAAUCAUCGGAUAAAAUGACCCUGGUUUUCAUUUAGUGAAGUGGCACAGCUAAAGUUUGUGUGGUCUGUGUAUUUGGUGCCAACCAAUGAAAAAUUGCAACAUAAAAACAAAAUGAAGUGCAUCUUGUUUACAGUUGUUUCAGAUAAGCAAUAAUUGCAUAAGCCAGUAUAUACUGAAGGGAAAAGAUGUCCGUAGCCUGUUUCCUGAAUUCAUUUUCAAUACUGAAAUGUACACUUUAGAAGAAAAAAAUAAAUUAAUUGCAGAGAUGGAACAAGGAUUAAAUCAUUUAUCCAAGGAAAAAAUGCUUUAUCAUUUGUUUUGAGAACUCAUCAUGUUGAAAACUUACUUUUCUUCAGCAAGUGACCUUCAUUUAAAGUGAGUUAUUUUUCUAAGUGUGUAAUUGCACCCAAUUGAUACUGGAAAUUUGAUGUUUAUUUUCAGAACGCUGGUAAAUUGUAAUAAUAGGAUGUUUUCUAGAGACAAUUUUCUACUCUUAAAAUUACUUGAAUUUUGUAUCAGGAAGAUGAAAUGGUGGCAGUCUCUCUUUUAAAGCUAAGGGUCUUAACUUGACAUUUAUUUUAAAGAAAUUGGUUUAAAAUAUUCCUACUGUAUCUACUGUUUGUAAUUUAAAGAAACUUGAAGCUGUCUCAAAGUCUACCGUGCCAAAAUGCACAACAUGUUGGAAAAACUUGUGAAAAAUAAAGGGUAAUUUUAAAUUAA